AUGUCUGCCUCGUACUAUGAGCCUCAGGGCUGGCAAGCUCCUACUGCCCGCCAGGCCUCAUGGGAACAGCCGGCGCCGCCCUCUCGGUCGGGAUCGAGCUCCGUUUCCCAGCGCGAUGACAGUCCGGCCUUUUCUUCCCAAUUUGACGAGAUCGACCGUGCCAUUGACAAUCUCGUCAAAAGUGGCAAGCUGUGGACUGCUCCGCGCCGGGACUCGAUGCCCAUGAUGAUGGGUCGUCCCUAUCCUGAGUACGACCCUCGCAUGGGUGGUAGCCCGCAGCGACACCACUCCAUCAGCGAGCUCGACAACACUCGCAUGCACCCGGCGGGCAACGCCCAAGGCUUCUAUGCCGCACAACGGUACCAGGGCCGACCCAACGAGGUAGAGCAGAUGAUGCAGGCAAAGCGUCGGAUGGCAGCACAGCGUGAACGGGAGCUCCGCAACUACCACCAGGAGCAGCAGUACAAUCGAAGCCUCCUCGCCGAAAUGUCGGCCAGCAAAUCCGAUCGGUCCAACAGCCCCGCGGCGCCGAGUGAAGAUAGUCGACGUGAUCUUCUAGCCCGCCAGCAUCGCGCCUUGUACGGCAACGAGAGUCCCGCCUUCUUCCCUCCCGGUCCGCUCGCGGACGACAAUGCCAACCGGGUCGACACUCCCAGCGCCGGCACCCCAACUUCGUCUGCCCGUGCCGCUUCCCCUCGCGGUAGCGGUCCCUUUGGCGUGGGCCACGCGGGGCCUCUCUCGGCCGACGGGACCUCUGGUCUUCAGUCUCCCAAUCGGGCCAACAGCACCUCUUCACCAAGCUCGGCCAUCAAUGCAGGCUUCCCCCAGCAGUCCGGUACCUCAGCGUCCUCGCCUGGAGCGGCCGACUCGCCCUCUUCGCGACAAGGUUCCACAUCCAAGUCGUCAACUGGACCUAUUGGCGCCGUGGGACUCAUUGGCUCGCGCCCCGUGUCUGGACCAUCCACCUCCGCUUCAAUUUCCAACCCAGCGCUGAGCAAGCCGCGUUCGACAACCCCACUUCCGUCUCCGCUGGGUUUCGGGUUUACUCCAAAUGAGGCCGCCGCUGCCACUGGGGAGCGUUCCGCGUCUGUCUCCUCGACUCCCGCUGUCCCCACGACUACUGCUUCAAAUGCCAAAGACUCAUCGGGCGGCGUCAGCCUUGGCUGGAGCAACAACAGUGGUGUCUGGAGCUCCAAGAGCGGACUUGGAGUGCAGGCUUCCGUCUGGGGUUGA
Penicillium diatomitis is the source of this 1233-nucleotide messenger RNA. RefSeq lists its product as uncharacterized. The transcript has 5 exons. Bases 1 to 1233 code for a protein of 410 amino acids. The record is from RefSeq and is a predicted model, not a curated record. NCBI's taxonomy places the organism in Eukaryota, Fungi, Ascomycota, Eurotiomycetes, Eurotiales, Aspergillaceae.